AUGAAAGCACCCACACAUAGGUGCCUACUAUCAAGUUUAAUUGAGAGUAAUGAAAAGACUACUCGUUAAGCAAAGACACACGAAUCUUUUGAGAGAUUGAAGAAUUCUUAACCGCAAACUGCAACUCCUAAGACUUAAAUGACUAACAGGAAAAGCAAAUAAAUGAGUUUAGUACAAGUUCAACAGCUAAUUUAAUAACCUCUUUUACGAAAGAAUCAUACAGCUUUAUCUGAAGUACCACAUACUUGGAAUACAAGUCGAAGUAUAGAAAAGACAGUGGACUUACUUGCUAUGCCUUAACAUAAACGAAUGAAAUGGCUUGAAAAAUAGAAAUCAUUACUUGCAUAACAACAACCAGUGACAGAGCGUGUUUAAACAAGUCGUAUAAAACAAAUGGCAACUGCUGCUAAUUAUAACAAUUUUCUUAAGAAAUUCAAUGGUGAAUAAAUGAUGAUAUUGGAUAAGACUAAAACAGGAGUACCACUUUAAAAAGUAUAAAAUGAAGCUUAAGAAAAUAAAGAGAGGUAGUUCAUUUUUAAGCAGCCAUUACGUAUAAUAAAGGGAUUAAGUGAACACAUGCUUAGAAUGAAGAGUAUUACAAGAUAACAUGAAUCAUUACGUUCACCUCCUAGGAAACUUUCGAAUCCUCGUUAUGAAUUGACUAAUGCGAAUAGAGUUCGCUUUUCUAAAUAUUAUUAAGAUGAUAGUUUAAAAGUGUUGAAAUCUCAGAAACGAGAUCCAAAUCUAAUUUUUAAGGAAUUGCAUAUAGAGGAUAUCCAAUAUACUGAUUUAGACAGAGCAUAGAAUCAUCCUAUAAAUAUUGCUUUAUUUAAUAUGUUAAAAGAUGAGGAAAUUAUUCUAAGUAUUUUAUUUGUUAAAUUCAGAGUAAUAGUAACUUGAAGAAGCAGAAAAAUAUACUGCUUAAGAACUAAUAAAAUAGAGAUAAGAGAUUGAAAGAUUUGAUGAACUCACUAGAUAAGAGUAUCAUCGAAAAUGUUAUGUUGAUUUUAAAUCUAAAGCUAUUAAUCCAAAAUAUCAACAUAACUAAUUACAUUUAAAUUAAUCUUUAUUAGAAAUAUUUCCAAAGAAUUAAGAUGGAAAUUCAGAAUAAUUUAAAAAAUUAAGAAGACAUAAAAUAUUAAAGAUGAUAAAGAUGUUUUUGUUUAGAUUACAUGAAUUAAAUCUUAAUCUUGAAGAUCUUAUUAAACAUAGAAUCUAUCCAUUAGGAGCAUAUGCUAAUGAAAGAGCUAAAUUAUUUUUUGAUUUAGUAAAAUCUAAUAAGCUUGAAUUAACUCAUAGAGAAUUAUAAGAGAACAGAUAUUUAGUUUAUGAAUUUGAUUCAUCCAAAUUAACUCCUCUUCAUCAUGCUGUUAUUCGUAAUCAUGUAGAAAUGAUAGAAUUGCUUAUGGAAUACCAUGCUGAUGUAAAUCGUCGUGAUAUUGUACUUAUUAUUCUAUUAUCUAGCUUGGAAGAACUCCACUCUUCUUUGGAAUUCGUUCAGGUUACAAUGAUUGUGUAUAAUAACUCUUAUAUCAUUAAGCUAUUCCUUGGUCUAACAAAAAGAAUCAAUAUGAUCUUUAUUUAGAUAUGCUCAAUGAUAAAGUUAGAGAUUAAUAUCGUAAAGCAAAAAAUGUAAUUUAUUUUAAUAAUCUAAGUACCAUUUAUAAAUGCAAAUGAUGCCUUAUACAAAAAGAGCUGCUUUUUGGAUGGAACGAAGAUAUUAUUUUACUUAAUGA
This is a messenger RNA of Paramecium pentaurelia, 1736 nucleotides long. NCBI's taxonomy places the organism in Eukaryota, Ciliophora, Oligohymenophorea, Peniculida, Parameciidae. The record is from the annotation of a GenBank genome assembly.